Molecule: messenger RNA, 1057 nt
Organism: Siniperca chuatsi (mandarin fish)
Lineage: Eukaryota; Metazoa; Chordata; Actinopteri; Centrarchiformes; Sinipercidae
Gene: lg6h1orf53
Product: linkage group 6 C1orf53 homolog
Exons: 3
Coding region: 303-743 (146 amino acids)
Source: RefSeq, a predicted model, not a curated record
GCGCUGUGCGCGCCCGUGGAUCAGUGGGAAGAGUUGGUCACAUGUCACCAACGUGACCAGGCAAAAGAGGAAGUACAACACCGUUCUGUGCGGUCAAAACUGAGAGGAGGAAACAAAAAACAAACAUGCAACAUAGACAAUCUUUGAUAAGAACAAACGAUAUAAUCAGUUGUCACUGUGUUUAAUUAAGAGAUUUUCACGGAAUCGUAUAUCUUUUUGCACACUUGCAAGGCGAGAAGCAAUUUCAAAGUAGUCCAACUUUUACCCCGUUUCUAAACCAGACACAGUAGUACAGUAGGCGCAUGUUUCACCAAAAUUACCCGGGUAAAGCAUUUGUCAGCAGAUUGAUUCUAAUACAUGUCCAGUUUAAUAAACGACUUGUAACAAUGUCGAUACCGAAUCCCUCAGAAGAAAACUCGAAGCGACUGAGAGGCAGAGGCAGGUUACAGAUCAAUGCAGACUUCAAUGACGUGGUGACAAGCAGCAUGGGGGGUGACAACGACCUCGCUGGAAGAAAGUUCACAGAGGAAGAGAUGGCCAUCCAUAGAGCCCACAGAGAGGCAUGUGAGGCAAAGAAGCAGAUGUAUGUCGACCCUUUCAGUGGGUACAAGGUGUUCACAGAGUAUGCCCACCUUCAGAGACGGAAAUGCUGUGGCUGCGCAUGCAGACAUUGUCCAUAUGGCCAAGUCAACGUGAAGGACCCUGCAAUGAAGAAACAAUUUAAUUCUCUAUUUUAUGUAUAGGCCUAACAUGACAAAGGAAAAAUGCCUGUUUAGAAUUGAACCCACCAUACGUUGCUUGUCUUCUGCCUGUCGUUAUUUGGACUACUUGAGUCAUUUUUUAGCAGUGUACUAAAUGAUGAAAUUUGGGUAGUGUCUGUGCAAGACCUACCUCCUAUGAAUCACAACUAUUCUCCGGAUUAUUUUCAUUUUCCCAAUACAGGGAAGUAGGAGAAAGGAUUUGUUCCUCAUGUAAAAUAGUCUUUUAUCACAUUUUGGUUUUUGCUAUAUUUUUCUGAUAUUUUUCUCAAAUGUCCAAUGAAAUGCCUUGAGCUUCA